Pocillopora meandrina is the source of this 2747-nucleotide messenger RNA. NCBI's taxonomy places the organism in Eukaryota, Metazoa, Cnidaria, Anthozoa, Scleractinia, Pocilloporidae. The record is from the annotation of a GenBank genome assembly.
CGAUUUGUUUAUCACGAGUUCAAGCACGAGUUUUACGAGUUCAUCACGAGUAUUAUAAUUUCCGAGGAAAGAAGAAUUUCUCAAGUUCCAUCGUGGGGUUUUUUGGCUCGUUCCGAUUGGUUAAAAAACUAUGAACUUUUCAUUGGAAAGUUGCUGAUUGGCUAGAAUUGACAGUGGUAAUAAAAGCCAUUCUUCAUUAUUUGCUAUCAAAUGAAUUGGCUAAAGCUUCUGCAGUGGUCAUCUCAGCCGCUUUACGAUACAGACAGUGUUCUGAAACAGUCAAUCCGUCUACAACAGACAAAGCCUUUGAGAUGAAAUCAAUCAAGUUGUUUCUCAUUUUUGCUCUCUGCAUCUCUGUUGGUAAGUUUCAAACAUCGCACUUUCCUUAACUCUUAAAACGAAAAAUAAAUACUCUUUUAUAUCAUUGUCGCCUGGUGCAGUUAAAGAGUGGUCACGAGCUUUUCCCGUCAAGCUACUACUGCACGGAGCAAUAAAAAUCAGGGCUCAACUCAGUCAGCAUCCACAUUAUCGUUUUAUCUUUAUUUUGUAUGUCGAUUUACAAGUAGUUCUAGAAACAUUGUGGGACGGUUCUACUGUUACCUUUCCACCCUCUUGACUCUGUUCACUAAAGUAAAUAUUCAAAUAAAGUUUCAGCUAAAUUAAGGACUGUUUAGAAGGACGUGGUUUUGUUUAACAGCAGCUAAACUUUGUGUAAAUAAUCAGAGAUCUGUGUUUGACAGAGGAUGAUCGCACAUACCAUGUUUUUCAGACGCUCGUGCUAGUUCUGUGAUCCAACACUGCUCUGUCAAGCCAAUCUCAUUAGUUGUUUAUCAUAUGACCCCCCCUUAACCCGAACUCCUAAGGGAAACAGCAGUUCGAGUGGGUCAAGGCAAAUCGUAUGGUUCUAGUUACUGGAGAGUUCGAGUUAACUAAGAUAAUUUGAGAUAUUUUCUCAAAGAAAUUUUUUUUUUUCGGAAAUUGUAAUUGUAAUGACUAAUGACUAGUAACAGAACUUCGUGUUGUCCAAUUCUGUGUGUAAUCAUGCUCACAAUAAUAAAUCUGACUCCAGCUUCGCGGUCGUCCGAUGUUGUAAUCACUAUGAUUACAGAUCAGACCGAAUCGGUCUCCACUUGGUCCUAUUACCAUUAUUAAUGAUUUGUUUACUUAGUUAUCUGUUCCUCUUUUAAGACCAUAUUUCACGAUCUAUUAUUUAUUUAUUAAAACAUCUACUUAUUUUGCCAAAUGUGCCAGAUUUUAUUCCAUCCACCUACUGUAUUGUUUGAUUGUUUUUGUCAGGAUAUGGCCUCAAAUGUUACGAAUGUUUCUCUUCCGAGGGUUGGAAUGAAUGUAAGAAAACACAGAGAGUGCAGAAAUGUCAACCCUAUCAGGACUCGUGUGCCAAAGUUCAUGCGAAGAUAAAGUCGGCUAGAUAUGCAAAAGCUUGUGCUUCCAGGAGGCAAUGCAAUGGCACAACUUCCUUCUGCCACAAAAUGAGAUUCACCGAGUGCCAGAUCACCUGCUGCACCACUGAUUUAUGCAAUUGAGCCCAAGAACCAAUGAUUGGCGUGUCUUCGUUUAGUCUUCGAAAGCUGUUGAUGAAUGAACACUAAAUAAAAUGGAUUUUAAGCGCGACCCUUAAAGAAGCAACUAAUUACACCAAACGAGUGUUUUGUUUUUUAUUCUUUCUUCGCUCGCACUGUUCAGACAUUGUAGAGGGUCCAGCAUAGGUUUGGCGGGAUGCGGGAUGAGGCUUAAAAUCGAGGCGCGAUGUGGGAUACGAAAAAUUUUAAAGACGAGACUAAGAUAUACUCAGUUUUAGAGGCGGGAUAGGGGAUAGGGCAGGUACACGCGGAAUCAUGAUUUAGCUCAAGUUACGACUCACACAACCUCGGAAACAUUAGAAAGUAUUCAUUUGCUUUAGAAACGGGCUUAAUUAAUGCUCCCGUGUAAAUUGGGGUUAACAGACCCAAAUGUCUCCACAGUAUGCCCAGUUUUCUCUCCUUUAUUAUAAUUUUGCUCUCACGAGGACGUCUGCGUGAACGCCCCUUUCUGUAGGAUAUUAUCGGCGGUUCUUGGAAUAUCUCUCUUAGCAAUGGUUUUCUCCCUAAUAAGAGUACAUCAUUAUUAUUGUAAACGCUGUAACUUUUCCAUCAGUUGGCGAUAAACUGGAGCAAUUUGAGUUUGACCAGGCAGAAUCGGGAUGAAAUGUUCAUUGCAGCGGGAUGGUGGGAUGUAAUGAAAAAUAACGGCGGAAUGCGGGAUUAGAAAAGUUUAUUUUGGACCCUCAUUGUAACUUUGAGAAAACCAUUAGGCAGCAAAAUUUGGUGUAACGAGUGUUACUAUUCAUUAAUUUCUUAAAGCGCGUUGAGUUUUCAAAAAUUAUUAAGAUUUUUUGACAAUAAACUAUCUGCUAACCUGGCACUCUAUUUGUCGUCUUGAUAUUUCACGCGAGGGGUUAACAAAGAGAAAGAAAGGUUAAAGAAAGAUGUUUUUUUGUUUUGUCACGAGCGCGGGAUAAAGGAAAAAAUUCUGAGUCCCCAUGAGGAAUCGAACCUCAGACCUUCGGAUUCCGCGCCCCGAUGCUCUACCUCUGAGCCACAGAGACUCCACGGUGCGCGAGGUCUAUUACGAAGUUCAUAUGACGCGCGUCCUGCUUACUGCUUGGAUCAGCAAUGUCGGUAGCGUAAUGUCUGUAGAUAGAAAUAAGAGAAACUGUAAGUUUUGAGCUAGGGAAAGAAAUAAAGGUU